UUAUUCAGUAUUUCGGAAUGACGUCAUCAAUAUUCUGCUCGUCCACCUGUUUACAUUUAAGUUUAAACUCCAGGAGUCCGCGAGUUUCUGUAUAAACGCUUUACACGGAUCUUACAAACGCUUCUGAAAAUGAGCGGAAACGUCGAUUCAACAUUAGAAGCCGAGAUAUCAGCUGGGAUGGAAGUCCGGAUCAACCGAAGAAACUUUCCCAUCAACUUGUGGAAUUUGGUGAAUGAUCCUCGGAUUUGUUCAAUCUGCUGGGAUGACAGUGGGGAAGGAAUCCUGAUCUGUCCAGAGUCCUUCAAAGCUGAAGUGCUGUCUAAAGCCAACAAGGAGAAGAUCUUCAGAACUACUAAUUUCAUCAGUUUUGUUCGUCAGCUAAACCUGUAUGGCUUCAGAAAAGUUUGCCCAGAUUAUAAGAUCUCGUUGAAGCAAGUCGGCUUCAUACAGCACUUUUACAACCCGAACUUCAAACGGGCAAACCCGGAGCUUCUGGCAAAGCUACAGAGACUCACACCUUCCAACAGGGCCAAGCUUACCACUGGGCAAGAUGUCUCCAACCACCCAAGUACUUUUCAUCCAGUGCUGAAUUCACCCGACAUCUCUGCUGUGGUCGAGAACCAUAGCUGUAUCCCAGGAGCUUUGGAUCCCAACAUGCCCUGCUCCCAACAAGAAGUUGCCUCCUCUGCUCAUUGUGGCUAUUAUCCUAACCACUUAUUGUCCAGGACUCAUUUAGCCACCUCCAGUACACUGGCCAGGAUCCAAACUGUGAAUCAGCUGAUGUCCAGGACGACACAUUUAGCCACCUUCUGUACACUGGCCAGGAUCCAAACUGUGAAUCAGCUGAUGUCCAGGACGACUCAUUUAGCCACCUCCAGUACACUGGCCAGGAUCCUAACUGUGAAUCAGCUGAUGUCCAGGACGACACAUUUAGCCACCUCCAGUACACUGGCCAGGAUCCUAACUGUGAAUCAGCUGAUGAUCAGGACGACACAUUUAGCCACCUCCAGUACACUGGCCAGGAUCCAAACUGUGAAUCAGCUGAUGUCCAGGACGACACAUUUAGCCACCUCCAGUACACUGGCCAGGAUCCAAACUUGGAAUCAGAUGAUGUCCAGGACGACACAUUUAGCCACCUUCUGUACACUGGCCAGGAUCCAAACUGUGAAUCAGCUGAUGUCCAGGACGACACAUUUAGCCACCUUCUGUACACUGGCCAGGAUCCUAACUGGGAAUCAGCUGAUGUCCAGGACGACUCAUUUAGCCACCUUCUGUACACUGACCAGGAUCCAGAUCCCAGGAAGAGUCACAUGAACCUGGACACUGUAUUCAAUGCAGAAGAUGCAAUGCAGGCUGCUGAUUUCUUCACUCUGCUUGACUUGUGAAGACAGUUAAAUAUCAUUAAUUAUUGAUAUUAUAUUUAUUUAUAUUCAUUUUAUUUAUUAUAUUUAUUUAUUUAUAUUAAAUAUUUCUAAUCAUUACGCCAUCUCUUGUAUUAUU
This is a messenger RNA of Tachysurus fulvidraco (yellow catfish), 1500 nucleotides long. RefSeq names its product heat shock transcription factor, Y-linked-like. Gene Ontology annotation, biological process: regulation of DNA-templated transcription. Lineage: Eukaryota; Metazoa; Chordata; Actinopteri; Siluriformes; Bagridae. The record is from RefSeq and is a predicted model, not a curated record. Gene Ontology annotation, molecular function: sequence-specific DNA binding; DNA-binding transcription factor activity. The transcript has 5 exons. The coding region runs from base 130 to 1314 and encodes 394 amino acids.